UGUAUGACAAAGCUAAGGGUUUGCCGGGCAGGCUCAUCAGUGCUGCAGUUUGACAGUGAGCAGUGAUGUUUGUCUAAGAGGAUUGGUGGCCAGAAAUAAGUCACACUGUCUAAUGAGACACAGGGACACAGCCGGGCAGGAUGCCAUGGCAUUUCUUGCGUGCGCCUUUCUCAUAAGCAAAAUGGCCUCAUGCUGAAGAGGGUGGUCACACAGUCUGAGGAAUUACAGGUCAAAGUGGAAUUUUGGGAUUUAAUGGAGAAGAUCUGAGUAAGCCCUGGAUUUGGAAAUGAGUGAAUCUGUGGAGCUGUGAUCUCUCCCGCAAAUCCAAUGGGGAAUGUCUGUGGAUGUGUAAGAGCUGAGAAAGAAGAACAAUAUUUAGAUCCUGCCAAAACUCCUUUGAGCCCUGAAAAAUAUUCUCCCGGAAGAAAAUAUUUCAGAAGAAAACCAAUCAAGAAAAUUGUAAAGGACACAGAGCCUGGAGAGCCCAACAAUGAAAAUGAGGGAAAGAAGAAGAGCAGCAUUCAGCUCUCAAGAGAACAGCCAGCUCUUUUAUCCAGGGGACUGGCACGGGAAGAAUCUAUUGCCCCAGACCUCACACUGGAAGAUGGUAUUCGGGAGGAGAAGGCAGAAGUGGUAGCCGACAGUGUUAAGCAGAAACUUUUGCCGAGUGCUGUGAGCAGCUGGCCUUACCGUGUGAACAUUUCCCCUGCUGAAGGCAGUGAAACAGAAGUAAAAGUUAGUGAGCUGGAUGAAAGGAUUUCAGAAAAAGACAGCACUCCAUAUUGUACAAAGAGGAAGAAGCAUGUAGAUGAUGUCAACACAAGAGAAAUAACAUUCCAGAGCAAAACUGAUGUUUUUUCUUUCCGAAAGGCAGCCAGCGUCAGUUCCACUCACAGUGGUACAGAGAGAUCACUUGAAAAAAGUGAGUUCUCUGAAGACCCAUCAAAAAAUUUCAGUAGUGGUCAAGAAAAGCAAAACACUGAGAGAUUUUAUCCUUAUGAAAUACACCAUUUUCAGCUUGAAAAAAAAAGAUGUCAUUCCCUCUGUACUAAUGUGCCCUCUACUUCCAAGGACACAAAUGAAAAUGAGAUAUCUGAUAUCCAUGUUACUGGAGAGUCAGAGGACAUGUCUGCGAAGGAGAGGUUGCUCCUGUGGACACAGCAGGCAACGGAGGGUUAUGCUGGAAUACGGUGUGAAAAUUUCACUACCUGCUGGAGAGAUGGAAAACUAUUUAAUGCCAUCAUUCAUAAAUACAGGCCGGACCUGAUAGACAUGAAUACUGUUGCUGUUCAAAGCAACCUCGCAAAUUUAGAGCACGCUUUUUAUGUAGCAGAAAAAAUUGGUGUUAUCAGACUUCUGGAUCCAGAAGAUGUUGAUGUCUCCUCUCCUGAUGAAAAGUCAGUAAUAACGUAUGUGUCAUCUCUCUAUGAUGCCUUUCCCAAAGUCCCGGAAGGUGGUGAAGGCAUCGGUGCAAAUGAUGUUGAAGUCAAAUGGAUUGAAUACCAGAACAUGGUGAACUACCUCAUCCAGUGGAUUCGACACCAUGUGACCACAAUGUCUGACAGAACAUUUCCUAAUAAUCCUAUAGAACUAAAGGCACUUUACAAUCAGUAUUUACAGUUUAAAGAAACAGAAAUUCCACCAAAGGAGACAGAAAAAUCCAAAAUCAAACGCCUAUAUAAAUUAUUAGAGAUAUGGAUAGAAUUUGGACGCAUCAAGUUGCUUCAAGGUUAUCAUCCAAAUGACAUAGAAAAAGAGUGGGGGAAACUCAUCAUUGCCAUGCUCGAGAGGGAGAAGGCCCUUCGUCCAGAAGUGGAAAGGUUGGAAAUGUUGCAGCAGAUUGCCAACCGAGUUCAGAGAGACAGUGUCAUCUGUGAAGACAAACUGAUACUUGCUCGAAAUGCUCUUCAAUCUGAUUCUAAAAGAUUAGAAUCAGGAGUGCAGUUUCAGAAUGAAGCAGAAAUUGCCGGGUAUAUACUUGAAUGUGAGAACCUUUUACGCCAGCAUGUAAUUGAUGUGCAGAUACUCAUUGAUGGAAAGUACUACCAUGCAGAUCAAUUGGUGCAGAGGGUUGCCAAACUGCGUGAUGAAAUUAUGGCCUUAAGGAAUGAAUGUUCCUCAGUGUACAGCAAAGGACGCAUGCUGACGACAGAACAGACGAAGCUCAUGAUAUCAGGAAUCACUCAAAGUUUAAACUCAGGGUUUGCACAGACCUUAAACCCCAGUCUGAACUCAGGACUGACCCAGAGUUUCACGCCUUCCCUGACCCCUUCUAGUAUGAAAUCAGGCCUGUCCUCAGGUUUGUCUUCCCACCUAACUCCAUCCCUCACUCCAGCUUAUACACCUGGUUUCACAACUGGAUUAGUUCCAAAUUUCAAUUCAGGAGUAGAGACAAAUUCAUUGCAAACCCUGAAGUUGAUGCAGAUCCGAAAGCCUCUUCUAAAGUCUUCUUUGUUGGAUCAGAAUUUAACAGAAGAGGAAAUCAACAUGAAAUUUGUUCAGGACCUUUUGAAUUGGGUUGAUGAAAUGCAGGGGCAGCUGGACCGCACUGAAUGGGGAUCAGAUUUGCCAAGUGUUGAAAGCCAUUUAGAAAAUCAUAAAAAUGUUCACCGAGCUAUUGAAGAAUUUGAAUCUAGCCUUAAAGAAGCUAAGAUCAGUGAGAUCCAAAUGAUGGCACCUCUUAAACUAACUUAUGCAGAAAAGUUGCACAGAUUAGAGAGUCUGUAUGCAAAACUCUUGAAUACAUCCAGGAAUCAGGAACGGCACCUUGACACACUCCAUAAUUUUAUAUCUCGUGCUACGAAUGAACUUAUUUGGUUGAAUGAGAAAGAAGAGGAGGAGGUUGCUUAUGACUGGAGUGAAAGAAAUACCAACAUAGCUCGGAAAAAAGAUUACCAUGCUGAAUUAAUGAGAGAACUGGAGCAAAAGGAAGAAAAUAUUAAGUCAGUUCAGGAGAUAGCAGAGCAGCUACUUCUGGAAAACCACCCAGCCCGAUUAACUAUCGAGGCCUACCGCGCAGCGAUGCAGACGCAGUGGAGCUGGAUCUUGCAGCUCUGCCAGUGUGUGGAGCAACACAUCAAGGAAAACACUGCUUACUUCGAGUUUUUCAAUGAUGCCAAAGAAGCUAAUGAUUACUUAAGGAAUCUAAAAGAUGCCAUUCAGCGGAAGUACAGCUGUGAUAGAUCGAGCAGCAUUCACAAGCUGGAAGACCUUGUGCAGGAGUCAAUGGAAGAGAAAGAAGAACUUCUGCAGUAUAAAAGCACAGUGGCAAGCCUGAUGGGGAGAGCAAAAACCAUAAUUCAGCUGAAGCCUAGGAAUCCGGACUGUCUGCUCAAAACAUCUAUUCCAAUCAAAGCCAUCUGUGAUUACAGACAAAUUGAGAUAACCAUUUACAAAGAUGAUGAAUGUGUUUUGGCGAACAACUCUCAUCGUGCUAAGUGGAAAGUCAUUAGCCCCACUGGGAAUGAGGCGAUGGUGCCAUCUGUGUGCUUCACAGUCCCACCUCCAAACAAAGAAGCGGUUGAUUUUGCAAACAGAAUUGAGCAACAGUACCAGAAUGUCCUAACUCUUUGGCAUGAGACGCAUAUAAAUAUGAAGAGUGUAGUAUCCUGGCAUUAUCUCAUCAAUGAAAUUGAUAAAAUUCGGGCUAGCAAUGUGGCUUCCAUAAAGACAAUGUUACCUGGUGAGCAUCAGCAAGUUCUGAGUAAUCUACAGUCUCGUUUUGAAGAUUUUCUGGAAGAUAGCCAGGAAUCCCAAAUAUUUUCAGGUUCAGAUAUAACACAGCUAGAAAAGGAGGUUAAUGUGUGUAAGCAGUAUUAUCAAGAACUUCUUAAAUCUGCAGAACGAGAGGAGCAAGAGGAAUCAGUGUACAAUCUCUACAUCUCUGAAGUGAGAAACAUUAGACUUCGGUUAGAGAACUGUGAAGAUCGGUUGAUCAGACAGAUCCGAACUCCGCUGGAAAGAGACGAUUUGCAUGAAAGUGUGUUCAGAAUCACAGAGCAGGAGAAACUAAAGAAAGAGCUGGAGCGUCUUAAAGAUGAUUUGGGAACAAUCACAAAUAAAUGUGAAGAAUUUUUCAGUCAAGCAGCAGCUUCUGCAUCAGUUCCCACCUUACGGUCUGAGCUCAGUGUGGUCAUUCAGAACAUGAACCAAGUCUAUUCUAUGUCUUCCACUUAUAUAGACAAGUUGAAAACUGUUAAUUUGGUAUUAAAAAACACUCAAGCUGCAGAAGCCCUUGUAAAACUCUAUGAAACUAAACUGUGUGAAGAAGAAGCAGUCAUAGCAGACAAGAAUAAUAUCGAGAAUCUAAUAAGUACUUUAAAGCAAUGGAGAGCUGAAGUAGAUGAAAAGAGAGAGGUGUUCCAUGACUUAGAGGAUGAGCUACAGAAAGCAAAAGCCAUCAGUGAUGAAAUGUUUAAGACAUAUAAAGAACGGGACCUCGAUUUUGACUGGCACAAAGAGAAAGCAGAUCAGCUAGCUGAAAGGUGGCAAAACGUUCACACUCAGAUCGACAACAGAUUACGGGAUUUAGAAGGCAUUGGCAAAUCGCUGAAGUACUACAGAGAUACCUAUCACUCUUUAGAUGACUGGAUCCAACAAGUUGAAAUUACUCAGAGAAAGAUUCAGGAAAAUCAGCCUGAAAAUAGUAAAACCCUAGCCACCCAGUUAAAUCAACAAAAGAUGCUGGUGUCAGAAAUAGAAAUGAAACAGAGCAAAAUGGAUGAGUGUCAAAAACACGCAGAACAGUACUCAACUACAGUGAAGGACUACGAAUUACAAACGAUGACCUACCGGGCCAUGGUAGAUUCACAGCAAAAAUCCCCAGUGAAACGCCGAAGAAUGCAGAGCUCCGCAGAUCUCAUUAUUCAAGAGUUCAUGGACCUACGGACACGAUACACUGCUCUGGUCACCCUCAUGACGCAGUACGUUAAAUUUGCUGGUGAUUCACUGAAGAGGCUAGAAGAGGAAGAGAUGUCAGACUCAGUCAUUUACUGGAAUGUAUCUUCUUUUACUACUCAUAUCUGUCAGAAGUCACUGGAAGAAGAAAAGAAAGAGCAUGUUGAAAAAGCCAAAGAAUUACAGAAAUGGGUAUCAAAUAUCAGCAAGACAUUGAGAGAUGGAGAGAAGUCUGCAAAAUCUCCCUUCUCUAAGCAAAAGAUUUCCAGUGAAGAAAUAUUAACCAAGAAGGAACAGUUAUCUGAGGCACUUCAGACAAUGCAGCUAUUUUUGGCUAAACAUGGAGACAAAAUGACAGAUGAAGAAAGAAAUGAAUUGGAAAAACAAGUAAAAACUCUUCAAGAAAGUUAUAAUUUAUUUAGUGAAUCUCUGAAACAACUUCAAGAGUCAGAAACUGUGGGAGAUGUAAAGGUAGAGGAGAAGCUGGAUAAAGUGAUUGCAGGCACCAUUGAUCAGACAACUGGAGAAGUCCUUUCAGUCUUUCAGGCAGUUUUAAGAGGCCUUAUUGACUAUGACACAGGAAUAAGGUUGCUUGAGACACAGCUAAUGAUUUCUGGUCUAAUUUCACCAGAAUUUAGAAAAUGCUUUGACCUCAAAGGUGCCGAAAGUCAUGGCCUCAUUGAUGAACAAGUUGUGCGCCAACUCCAAGAACUCAAUCAAGCAAAGGAGAUUAUUUCUGCUGUGUCUUCCACCACAGUUCCAACACUGGAUGCUCUGGCUCAAGGUGUUAUAUCAGAGGCUAUGGCCGUCAGAGUCCUGGACAUACUCCUUUCCACAGGCUUGCUAGUCAUUCCAGCCACAGGAGAACAGCUGACCCUGCAGAAGGCUUUCCAACAGAACUUGGUUUCCUUGGCAUUAUUUUCUAAAGUUUUGGAAAGGCAAAAUACAUGCAAAGAUCUUAUUGAUCCAUGUACCUCUGAGAAGGUAUCUUUAAUGGAUAUUAUGGAAAGAAGUAUUUUACAGGAAAGCACUGGGAUGCGGCUUCUACCUGUAAGACCACAAGAAGGAGGCAGAAUAACAUUAAAAUGUGGGAGAAACAUUAGCAUUUUAAGAGCAGCUCAUGAAGGUCUCAUAGACCGUGAAACCAUGUUUAGGUUAUUAGGCGCACAGCUUCUUUCUGGAGGUCUGGUCAACUGCAGCUCUGGUCAAAGAAUGACUAUUGAAGAAGCUGUGGCAGAAGGGGUGAUUGACAGAGAUACUGCCAACAGUAUUCUAACCUAUCAGGUUCAGACAGGUGGAAUCAUCCACUCUAACCCUGCUAAACGUUUAACUGUAGAUGAAGCAGUCCAGUGUGAUUUAAUAACCUCAAGCAGUGCUCUGUUGGUACUAGAGGGUCAGCGAGGCUACGUUGGACUCAUUUGGCCUCACUCUGGUGAAAUAUUUCCCACAUCUUCUUCCCUGCAGCAGAAGUUGAUUACAAAUGAACUGGCAUACAAAAUCCUGAACGGUAGGCAGAAAAUAGCUGCUCUGUAUAUUCCAGAAACUUCUCAAGUCAUUGAUUUAGAUGUUGCUCAGCAGCUAGGAAUAAUAGAUCAUAAUACAACAUCAAUUUUAAAAAGUAUAAUACUGCCUGAUAAAAUGCCAGAUUUGGGAGAUGUAGAAGCUUGUAAGAAUGCCAAGAGAUGGCUCUCUUUUUGUAAAUUCCAGCCAUCUACAACCCACGAUUACAGACAAGAAGAGGAUACUUUUGAUGGAGAAGAGCCAGUGGCAGCGCAGAGCUCAGAACAGACUAAAAGAUUAUUCCUGUCUUACUUGAUGAUAAAUAGCUAUAUGGAUGUGAACACAGGGCAGAGGCUUUUGCUGUAUGACGGGGACUUGAACGAGGCUGUUGCUAUGCUCCUGGAAGGCUGCAGUGCAGAAUUUGAUGAAGGCACAUCCAUGACAGAAUGCACUGAUGUCCUGAGGCUCCCUGGUGUAUUUCUGAAUAGUGCCCCAAGUAAAGAGAAGGAUAAGAGUAUAACUUCACCAACUAGUUUUGAUAAAUGUUAUUGCAGAGAACCUAAACAGGAAGAAAUGCCUGAAAAUAGAAAGCAUGCCUUAGAUGAAGGGUUUAAUGAAAUGGGAAAUAAUGUUCUCAGUGAAUUUUGUCAGUCAGAAAACUUGGCAAAUGUAAUAGUAAGAGAUCAUACAGUUGAGAAUCCAUCCAGUGUGAAUCUUUCCAAUUCUGGAUCAUAUUUUACACAGGCUGAACUUGCCAAAGUUAGCAGACUUAGUCAAGACUCUGGAAACAUACCUAAAAACUGUGAAAAUCAAAGUCAAGUUGAAACAAAUGAACAUGCAGAUGAAUGUAGUCAUCCUAAAAACAUUGAAAACCUUGCAAGUGAUUUGAUAACAACUUCUGUUGUAAAGUCAAAAACUAGUAGAAUGUGUGACUUGAAAGAAACAGAGAUUGAAGAUAACAUAAACAAAGACUCAGCUAUCUUUGACUAUUCCCCCAGGCUGAGUGCCUUGUUAAGUCAUGAUAAAUUGAGGAAUGAUCAGGAGAAUUUUAAUAAUUUACACAGCAUGGAGAGCAAUGGAAGUAAAUGUGAAGACUCUACAUUGCCAUCCAAUGAGCAAACCAUGUUAUUGGGUCCAAGAGUGGGAGAUCUUCAAGGCCAGUUUCUAGGAAUUGCAGCUAUUAACAUCAGUUUGAAGGGAGAACGCUGUGGACAAAAACCUUUAAAUAUUGAUUAUAGUGAUCCUCAGGUACAAUAUCACAGUGAUAAAUAUAUUUCAGAUACUUGUGGGGAAGGUGAAAAAAUACAUGCCGCUUCUCAACAGAAAUCUAAAGACACUCAAAAUGAGUCCAAAAUGGAAGAGCACUCCUGGGCCAUAACACUGAGGGGCGAUACAGAUAGUACUGAUGCGUCUUAUGUUUGUGGCACACCACUGCAUGAAGAGGCUGUCGGUGCUGGUGACUACGAAACGUCACUCCUGGAUGACCAGCAGAGGGACACGGAGACAGACAGUGAUAGUGAUGAUGAUUUUUACGAUACUCCCUUGUUUGGAGAUGAUGACCAUGAUUCUUUGCUCCUUGAAAGUGGUGACUGUGAUGGUCUACAACCUGAGGACUGUGACACGCUGCAAGAGGAAAAUGCUGGGGCUGCUUCUGGCAAUAUUUUCUAUGAUGUUCCAAAAGAGAAUGAAAAUUCCAUGGUGACUCAGGCAGGGCUAGUGGAGAGCUUAAGAGUGAGGGAAAAGGCACAGUUUUUUCAGGAUUGUCUCAUAGGUAGUGAGAAAGCUGAAUUAGAUGCUGAUGAAAGAAUACAUUUAAAUUCACUUGACUCGUACAAUGUCAAUGAACAGUUGCUGGAAACUGUAUCAGACAGGGAAAGUGCAGAUAGCCUAGAAAGUGAUGAGUCUGACUUUUUGACUGAUUCUGAAACUGUAGGAAGGGAAGAGAGCUUCAGUGCUUCUUUAAAAUUUGAUGACACUGGCUGUUGGAGAGGGAGAGGAGAAGAAUAUAUAACUGGAGAAGAAUUUAAUUCUGAUACCGAUCAUUUAGAUUCUAUGCAAAAUGAAGACAGUUACAGGGAUUACAUAUGUGACAGUAAUAAUCAGGAUGAUGAUGAUGAUGAAGAAGAGGAAGGAGGAGGAGCAGAAGGGGGAGAUGAGAAGGAAAAGCCCGUGUGCCAAGAUGAGGCUAAAGGCAUGAAUAUGCAGUUGUGUACUACCACCACAAAUGAAAACGAAAACAGCUGUGAAAAUCAAAGUACUAAUAAAGGGAUUCUCCUGGGCCAAAAGCACAAUUAUAAUUCUUUAGGAAAACAAGAAAGUGUAAAUGUUUUACAGCUAGGAUCAAGUACUAAAAGUAGCUUAGUUACCGAAAGAGACAAUCUUCCAGAACACACAACUGAGGUUGUUGAAAAAAGCAAAGAAAAUCUGUUGAAUCCUGAGACGGCCCUUAAGGAUAUAUUGCUGCCUAUCACUAAAGACACUGAAUCAGAAGACACCUGUGGCCCUGUGGAUGUUUUACAUAAUACUUAUAUCAGUUCAACUUCUGAUGAAACCAUUUGUUCUGAGCCUGAUUUAACAGGAAAACCUGCUGAGGGAGGUCAUUUGUCAUCUGUGGACUCUGUAACUGAUAAAGAUCAGAAGGGAAAUGGAAGAGAUGUAAUUAAAAAGAGAGAUAAGAAAAACAAUAUACUAACAGAAGAUAAAACAUCAAUUCAUAAAAUGUGCUCAGGAGAAGAUCCUAUAGAAGGGCCAGUAGAAGAUAAUGAACAUUGCAAACUUUUGCCUAGUAAAAGGAUGAGGGAGAAUCUGGAUUUAGUUAGUAGUCAGUUUCCAUUUCCACAAAUCACAAACAGUGAAGAACAUAAUCAUAAAGGAAGCCUUAAAAAAGCAACUAUAGCUGUUAAAGGUGAAACAAAGAAUCUGAAAACAGUUGGUAGUCAAAGUCCUGUUCAGUUUGAGAAUCUUGAAGAAAUAUUUGACUCAUCAGUUUCCAAAGUGAUCAGUGAUGCUACUUCAGACAUAUUGUCUGAAGGGAAUACAAGUACUAAGACCGAUUUACUCACCGACAGACCUGAGAAAGAGCUUGAUCUGUUCACUUAUUCAAAACAUUGUGCAAAAAAUGUAAAAGCAAAAGAUGGACUGAAGCCAAAUGCAGAAAUCCCAGGCUGCACUCUAAUAGCUUCCCCUCCCAUGAAAGAACACAUAGAAUUAGGAACUGAUAAUGCAAAAGAGAAGGCAGCCCUCAUUCAAGAAGACUCACCUGUAAAUGAGAUGGUUCAACAGAAUGACCUCUGUACUAGAGAAGAUGUCUCAGAAGGAGGAACAGAAAUUGCUCAGUUCACAUCAGUGAGAAAUGAAAGCACACUUUCAAUCUCACCUCUGAGAAAUGUGGAAGGCCUUGGGGAAAAUACUAGUUCUGUGUUACCAGGCCUCAGCACGAAAGGAAUACGAAGUGAUAAUUCCAGUGACACUUUAAGUACUGACUGCUCAUUCUUAGAAAUGAACAGUGAGAAAAAAAUAAUUGGGCAACAGCCACAAGAAGAACAAGCCUUGCCUCCAGCAUUUGAAGAAAAGGAGAUUCAGAUUCCUGAGUUAUCUCAGGUGUUUGUUGAGGAUGUAAAGCACAUCUUAAAGAGUAGAUUGAAAGAAGGUCAUAUGAAUUCUCAAGAGGUCGGAGAACCUUACGCUUGUGCAGACACUAAAACUUUAAUUCAAAGCUUAACUAAAAGGAUGAGCACAUCACAAGUGGUAAAGGAAGCAUCUUGUGUGCCCGGAGAUGACUCGAAGAUCAGUGACUCUCCUGGAAUUUCCCCCCUGAGCAACUCACCAGAACUAAGAGCAGAGAGUAGAGAUGAUCCAUUCUGUAUUGCAAAUCUUAAGUCUGAGCUUCUCCUUGACAUACUUAAGCAAAAUCAGUAUACCCAAAAUAUUACAGGAACAUAUGAAUUGAUAAAAGAAUUAACUCAGAUGGGGUAUGACCUAGAGAAAAUAGGUAUUACAUCUAAAGUAGUUCCACUGCAACUUGAAAAAAUUUUCUGUAAGCUGCUUGCUGAUGGCUGUUCAAAUGAAGCAGAACAGUUUGGAAACUUGAAUCAAAAAUCAUCUCCUACUUCUGAGAUUGUGGAUAGAAAGCCAUGUCUUCUUGAUGAUCUUAAAAGCAAAGAAGGACACCAUGGUUCUCUUAAUUCACAAAAUAUAGAAAAAAGUGGACCAGAAAACUCUACUGUACAAGCAUCACCCUUACCAAGAGUUGAGAAGCUGGAGAAGAAAUGCCACAAUUUCCCGGACCAUUUGAAAUGUAUUUCAGGGUCAGAAGAAAUGACUUCUGGGGAUAGCUCAAUGGAACAAUUUUCCAAGGAGUUACAGCAGUGUUUACAGCACACAUCAAAAAUGCAUGAGUAUUUGGCUUUGCUUCAGGAUAUGAAGUCUCCCUUAAACACCUCAGAGUCUCUGGAUAACAGUCUAGAAACUUUGAAGAACCAACUUAAACAGUUAGAGACAUUUGAAUUGGGAUUGGCUCCAAUUGCUGUUAUUUUAAGGAAAGACAUGAAGUUGGCAGAAGAGUUUUUAAAGUCUCUUCCCAGUGACUUCCCCAGAGAUCAUCUUGAGGAUCUGAGUAGAAGCCACCGAAAUUUGCAGAAUGCCUUCUCUUCCCUCAGCGAUGCGUCUUCAGAAAGAAUGGAGCACAUUGUGCUCGCAAUCGACUGUGAAAUGUCAAAACUAGCCAUUUCCCAUGAAGAAUUUCUACACAAACUGAAGUCGUUCUCACAUUGGAUAGCAGAGAAGAGCAGGUCUGUGAAGGAUAUGGAGGCUGGGAAUGCUCAAGGUACCCAACGUGUGAGGCAGAGUUUGGAGUUUCUUAAGGGCGUGUUGAAAGACCUUGGCCAUACCAAAACGCAGCUGGAGACGACUGCCUUUGACGUGCAGUUCUUCAUUUCUGAGCAUGCACAAGAUCUGUCUCCCAGCCAGAGCAAACAACUGCUGCGGCUCUUAAAUGAAACUCAGAAGUGUUUUCUUGACGUACAGGAAUCAGUAACUGCCCAGGUGGAACAUUUAGAAACUCAGUUACAGCUAGAACAAGACCUGGAUGAUCAGAAGAACGUGGCAGAGCGGCAGCAGGAGUACAAAGAGAAACUCCAGGGGAUCUGUGAUCUCCUGACCCAGACUGAAAACCGCCUGAUUGGGCACCAGGAAGCCUUUGUGAUUGGAGACGGCACCGUUGAGCUAAAGAAGUACCAGUCCAAGCAAGAGGAAUUACAGAAAGAUAUGCAAGGAAGUGCACAGGCAUUGGCAGAAAUAGUGAAAAACACAGAGAACUUCUUAAAAGAGAAUGGCGAAAAACUGUCACGAGAAGACAAGGCUUUGAUUGAACAGAAGCUCAGUGAAGCUAAAAUAAAGUGUGAACAACUUAAUUUAAAGGCAGAACAGUCAAGAAAGGAGCUGGAUAAAGUUGUGACAACAGCAAUCAAGGAAGAAACUGAAAAGGUUGCAGCUGUGAAGCAGCUGGAAGAGAGCAAAACCAAAAUAGAAAACCUUUUGGACUGGCUGUCAAAUGUUGACAAAGACUCAGAAAGGGCAGGGAUAACACAGAAACAGGUAAUUGAACAGAAUGGGACUCAUUUUCAAGAAGGUGACAGCAAGUCGACGAUUGGAGAAGAGGACGAAGUUAAUGGUAACCUGUUGGAAACGGAUGUGGAUGGGCCAGUUAGAGAGAAGAAUUCCACUGAAGAGAAUCUGAACCAGCAGUACCAGAAAGUUAAGGCCCAGCACGAGAAGAUCGUCUCUCAGCACCAAGCUGUCCUCGUGGCCACACAGUCUGCACAAGCCUUGCUUGAGAAACAGGGUCACUAUCUCUCUCCUGAGGAGAAAGAGAAACUGCAAAAGAACAUGAAGGACCUGAAAGUGCAUUACGAAACUGCACUGGCCGAGUCAGAAAAGAAAAUGAAGUUAACUCAUUCUUUGCAGGAAGAGCUAGAGAAGUUUGAUGCUGACUAUAGCGAGUUUGAGCACUGGCUGCAGCAGUCGGAACAAGAACUGGAAAACCUAGAGGCAGGUGCAGAUGACUUCAGUGGUUUAAUGACCAAACUAAAGAGGCAGAAGAGUUUCUCAGAAGAUGUCAUUUCUCACAAAGGGGACUUGAGGUACAUCACAAUUUCUGGAAACAGGGUGUUAGAAGCAGCGAAAUCUUGCAGCAGAAGAGACGGAGGUGGCAAGGCUGACCAGCAUAAUAUUGACACUUCGGCCACUCACAGAGAAGUCCAGAGCAAACUGGAUCAUGCUACUGAUCGGUUCAGGGCUCUCUAUUCUAAGUGCAGUGUCCUUGGGAAUAAUCUUAAAGAUCUGGUGGAUAAAUAUCAGCACUACGAAGAUGCUUCAUGUGGACUUCUUUCUGAGCUCCAGGCCUGCCAGGUCACAGCGAGCAAACACUUAUCUGAACCCAUUGCUGUGGACCCUAAAAAUCUGCAAAGGCAAUUGGAAGAGACCAAGGCUCUCCAAGGACAGAUAUCAAGUCAACAGGUUGCCGUAGAGAAACUGAAAAAAACAGCUGAAGUGCUUUUAGAUGCCAGGGGAUCUUUGCUUCCGGCCAAGAAUGAAAUCCAGAAAACACUUGAUGACAUUGUUGGGAGAUACGAUGAUCUGUCCAAGUCUGUUAAUGAACGCAAUGAAAAACUCCAGAUAACCUUGACCCGUUCACUGAGUGUACAGGACGGCCUGGAUGACAUGCUCGGCUGGAUGGCAGGUGUGGAAAGUUCUCUGAGAGAACAAGGUCAAGUGCCCUUAAACUCUGCUGCUCUCCAGGAUGUCAUCAGUAAAAACAUUAUGCUGGAACAGGACAUCAUGAGUCGCCAGGGCAGUAUAAAUGCCAUGAAUGAAAAAGUGAAGAAGUUUAUGGAAACAGCAGACCCGUCGACCGCAUCCUCACUGCAAGCCAAAAUGAAUGACUUGUCUGUUCGGUUUUCAGAAGCAAACCGUAAACACAAAGAGAAACUUGCAAAGAUGGAGGAGCUGAAAACCAAAGUAGAACUGUUUGAGAACCUCUCAGAAAAGCUUCAGACUUUUUUAGAGACAAAAAGUCAGACCCUCACUGAGGCAGAUGUGCCAGGAAAAGAUGUUACUGAAUUGUCUCAGUAUAUGCAGGAAUCAACUUCUGAAUUCUUACAACGCAAGAAAGAUCUGGAAGUUUUGCACAGUCUCUUGAAGGAGAUAUCCAACCAUGGCUUACCAGGUGAUAAGGCCCUGGUUUUUGAAAAAACAAAUAAUUUGUCCAAGAAAUUCAAAGAAAUGGAGGAUACCAUCAAAGAAAAAAAAGAAGCUGUGUCUUCUUGUCAAGAACAGAUGGAUGCUUUCCAAGUCCUGGUUAAAUCAUUAAAGUCAUGGAUAAAAGAAACCACAGAAAGAGUUCCCAUUGUGCAGCCUUCUUUUGGUGCAGAAGAUUUAGGAAAAUCUUUGGAAGAAACUAAGAAAUUACAAGAAGAGUGGAGUUUAAAAACACCAGAGAUUCAGAAAGUGAACAGCAGCGGGAUCUCACUAUGUAACCUAAUAAGUGCCUUGACCACCCCUGCAAAGGCAAUAGCGGCAGUUACAUCAGGUGGAGUGAUGUUAAAUGGUGAAGGAACAGCCACAGAUACUCAGGAAAUUUUGGCAAAUAAAGGAUUAACAUCUAUUAAAAAAGAUAUGACUGACAUAAAUCACGGUUACGAAGAGCUUGGCCUCUUACUUAAGGACAAAAUAACCGAGCUGAACAGUAAACUCACCAAAUUGCAAAAGGCUCAGGAGGAAUCAAGUGCCAUGAUGCAGUGGCUACAGAAGAUGAACAAAACUGCAACAAAGUGGCAGCAGGCACCCACACCUACAGACACUGAAGCUGUGAAGACCCAAGUUGAGCAGAAUAAGUCAUUUGAGGCAGAACUGAAGCAAAAUGUAAACAAAGUGCAGGAGUUGAAAGACAAGUUGACAGACCUGCUGGAGGAGAACCCGGAGACUCCCGAGGCCCCCAAGUGGAAACAGAUGUUGGCUGAAAUAGAAUCUAAGUGGCAAGAACUCAAUCAAUUAACCGUUGAUAGACAACAAAAACUGGAAGAAUCCUCUAACAAUUUAACUCAAUUCCAGACCGUAGAGGCUCAGUUAAAACAGUGGCUUGUGGAAAAAGAACUGAUGGUCAGUGUUCUCGGGCCCCUGUCAAUUGACCCAAACAUGCUGAACACACAAAGGCAGCAGGUGCAGAUUCUGCUGCAAGAAUUUGACACUCGGAAACCUCAGUAUGAGCAGCUCACAGCAGCUGGCCAGGGCAUUCUGAGCCGGCCCGGUGAACACCCUUCCUUCCAUGGGAUUGUGAAAGAGCAGCUAGCAGCUGUGACCCAGAAAUGGGACAGCCUAACAGGACAAUUGAGUGACAGAUGUGACUGGAUUGACCAAGCCAUUGUUAAAAGCACACAGUAUCAAAGCCUGCUGAGAAGCCUUUCUGAUAAGCUGAGUGAUCUGGAUAAUAAACUCAGCAGCAGUGUGCCUGUGAGCACACACCCCGAUGCUGUGAAGCAGCAGUUGGAAGCAGCCCAAAAAAUGCAGCAGGAACUACAGCAGGAAAGGAAGCAGAUAAAAGUGGCCCAGGCCCUCUGUGAGGAUUUGUCAGCCCUGGUUAAAGAAGAGUACUUGAAAGCAGAACUUAGUAGGCAACUAGAAGGCAUCUUAAAAUCAUUUAAGGAUAUUGAACAAAAAGCAGAGAAUCAUGUCCAGCACCUUCAGUCGGCCUGUGCCAGCUCUCAUCAAUUUCAGCAAAUGUCUAGAGAUUUUCAGGUGUGGCUGGACACAAAGAAAGAAGAGCUAAGCACAUCUCACCCAAUCUCAGCCAAACUCGAUGUCUUGGAGUCAUUAAUUAAAGAUCAGAAAGAUUUCCGUAAAACUUUGACUGCUCAUUCUAGUAUUUAUGAAAAAACCAUUGCAGAAGGUGAAAACCUGUUAUUAAAAACACAAGGGCCUGAGAAGGCAGCCUUACAGUUACAACUUAACACAAUUAAAGCCAAUUGGGAUGGAUUUAAUAAGCAGGUGAAAGAAAGAGAAGACAAAGUGAAAGAUUCAUUGGAAAAAGCCCUCAAGUAUAAAGAGCAUGUGGAAACUCUUCGGCCAUGGAUAGAUAAAUGUCAGAAUAACCUGAAGGAGCUAAAAUUUUGCCUGGAUCCUGCUGAAACAGAGAAUUCUAUUGCCAAGUUAAAGUCUCUGCAGAAGGAAAUGGACCAACGCUUUGGGAUGAUAGAAUUGCUGAACAAUGCAGCCAAUAGCUUGCUCAGUGUGUGUGAGACAGAUAAAGAGGUUGUUACAGAUGAGAAUAAGUCACUGAACCAGAAGGUAGAUGUGGUUACCGAACAACUUCACAGUAAGAAAUUCUCUCUGGAGAACAUGGCCCAGAAGUUUAAAGAAUUUCAAGAAGUGUCCAAAGAAGCUAAACUGCAGCUCCAGUGUGCAAAGGAACAGCUAGAUGUCCAUGAUUCUCUAGGUCCCCAGGCUUACAGUAACAAGUAUCUGACCAUGUUGCAGACUCAGCAGAAAUCACUGCAAAUCUUGAAGCAUCAGGUAGAUUUGGCCAAAGGACUUGCACAGGACCUUGUGGCAGAGGCCUCAGACUCAAAGGGAGCCUCUGAUGUUUUAUUACAAGCAGAAACCUUAGCUCAAGAGCAUAGUGCCCUAAGCCAGCAGGUUGAUGAGAAGUGUUCAUUCUUAGAAACCAAGCUUCAGGGUAUUGGGCAUUUCCAGAAUACCAUCCGGGAAAUGUUUUCUCAGUUUGCAGAAUUUGAUGAUGAACUGGAUAGCAUGGCCCCAGUGGGGAGAGAUGUAGAAACAUUGCAAAAGCAAAAGGAGGCUAUUACAGCCUUUCUGAAGAAACUAGGAGCCCUCAUAGCCAGCAAUGACAAUGCCAAUAAAACCUGCAGGAUGAUGCUGGCCACGGAAGAACCGUCUCCUGACCUUGUUGGAAUCAAAAGGGACUUGGAGACUUUAAGCAAACAGUGCAACAAGUUGCAGGACCGAGCACAAGCCAGAGAAAAGCAGGUCGAGGGGACAGUUGAGCGUCUUGGUGAAUUUUACAGCAAGCUGAAGGAAUUUUUUACUCUGCUUCAGAAAGCCGAAGACCAUGAAGAGUCACAAGGCCCUGUUGCUAUGGAAACAGAGACAAUCAACCAACAACUUAAUGUGUUCAAGGUAUUCCAAAAAGAAGAGAUUGAACCCUUGCUGGUUAAACAGCAAGAAGUAAACUGGUUGGGUCAGGGCCUUAUUCAGAGUGCUGCUAAUAGCACCAGCACCCAGGGUUUGGAGCGGGACCUGGAUGAUGUCAACACAAGGUGGAAGACUCUCAAUAAAAAGGUGUCUCAGAGAGCAGCACAGUUGCAGGAGGCCCUGUUGCACUGUGGGAGGUUCCAGGAUGCCCUGGAGUCCCUGCUCAGCUGGAUGGUGGACACGGAGGAGCUCGUGGCCAAUCAGAAGCCACCGUCAGCCGAGUUCAAGGUGGUGAAGGCCCAGAUACAAGAGCAAAAGCUUCUGCAAAGAUUAUUGGAUGACCGCAAGUCUACUGUGGAGGUGAUCAAACGAGAAGGAGAAAAAAUCGCUGCCACAGCAGAACCUGCAGAUAAAGUGAAGAUUUUGAAACAACUGAGUCUCUUGGACAGUAGAUGGGAGGCAUUGCUUAAUAAAGCUGAAACAAGGAAUCGUCAGUUGGAAGGUAUCUCGGUGGUGGCACAGCUAUUUCACGAAACCUUAGAACCGCUGAAUGAGUGGCUUACGACCAUAGAAAAGAGGCUGGCCAACUGUGAGCCCAUAGGAACCCAAGCAUCGAAACUUGAGGAACAAAUUGCACAGCACAAAGCCUUAGAAGAUGACAUCAUCAAUCACAAUAAACAUUUACACCAGGCUGUUAGCAUUGGCCAGUCCUUAAAGGUUUUGAGCUCCAGGGAGGAUAAAGAUAUGGUGCAGAAUAAAUUAGACUCCUCUCAAGUGUGGUACAUUGAGAUUCAAGAGAAGAGUCACAGCAGGUCUGAGCUGCUCCAGCAGGCCCUGUGUAAUGCUAAGAUUUUUGGGGAAGAUGAAGUGGAGCUGAUGACAUGGCUGAACGAAGUACAUGGCAAACUGAGCAGGCUCUCAGUCCAGGACCACAGCACUGAGGGCCUGUGGGAGCAGCAGUCUGAACUUCGGGUUCUGCAAGAGGACAUACUACUCAGAAAACAAAAUGUAGAUCAGGCGUUACUAAAUGGUUUAGAACUACUUAAACAAACAACAGGUGAUGAAGUUUUAAUAAUUCAAGAUAAAUUGGAAGCCAUUAAAGCAAGGUACAAAGACAUUACUAAAUUGAGCGCGGAUGUAGCCAAGACUCUGGAACAGGCCCUGCAGCUUGCAAGCCGGCUGCACUCCACACACGAAAAGCUCUGUACCUGGCUGGACAAAGUGGAGGUGGAAUUACUUUCAUAUGAAACUCAGGUUCUGAAGGGAGAAGCUGCAAGCCAAGCACAAGUGCGACAAAAAGAGCUGAAAAAGGAAGCUAAGGACAGCAAGGCCUUACUGGAUUCCCUUAACGAAGUGAGCACUGCAUUACUGGAACUGGUACCGUGGCGGGCGAGGGAAGGACUUGAAAAAAUGGUGGCCGAGGACAAUGAGCGCUACCGACUGGUGAGCGACACCAUCACUCAGAAGGUGGAGGAGAUCGAUGCUGCCAUUCUGAGGUCACAGCAGUUUGACCAAGCGGCUGAUGCUGAGUUAUCCUGGAUUGCCGAAACAGAAAAGAAAUUGAUGUCUCUGGGUGACAUCAGGCUUGAGCAAGACCAGACUGCUGCUCAGCUGCAGGUUCAAAAGACAUUCACUAUGGAAAUUUUGAAACACAAAGAUAUUAUUGAUGAACUUGUUAAAUCUGGACAUAAAGUCAUGACCACGUGCAGUGAAGAGGAAAAGCAGUCAAUGAAGAAAAAACUGGACAAGGUGUUGAAGAACUAUGAUACCAUCUGCCAGGUAAACUCAGAGAGAUAUCUACAGCUAGAAAGGGCACAGUCCCUAGUUAACCAGUUCUGGGAAACAUAUGAGGAACUUUGGCCAUGGCUGACAGAAACACAAAGAAUCAUCGCUCAGCUUCCUGCCCCUGCCCUUGAGUAUGAAACUCUAAGACAACAACAGGAAGAACAUCGGCAACUGCGAGAGUUGAUAGCUGAACACAAGCCUCAUAUAGAUAAGAUGAACAAAACCGGCCCGCAAUUAUUGGAAUUGAGCCCAGAGGAGGGCUUUUCUAUCCAAGAGAAGUAUGUGGCAGCUGACACCCUUUACAGUCAAAUUAAAGAAGAUGUCAAAAAGCGAGCUGUGGCACUGGAUGAAGCCGUUUCUCAAUCUACUCAGUUCCAUGACAAGAUAGACCAGAUUCUUGAGAGCCUGGAUCGCAUUGCGGAGCGCUUGAGGCAGCCACCCUCUAUCUCUGCCGAGGUGGAGAAGAUCAAGGAGCAGAUCAGUGAAAACAAGAAUGUGUCAGUAGACAUGGAGAAGCUACAGCCAUUGUACGAAACUCUUAAACAGAGGGGAGAGGAAAUGAUUGCUCGGUCUGGGGGCACUGAUAAAGACAUUUCUGCCAAAGCUGUUCAGGAUAAGCUUGACCAAAUGGUUUUCGUUUGGGAGAACAUACACACGCUGGUGGAAGAAAGGGAAGCCAAACUCCUGGACGUGAUGGAAUUAGCAGAAAAGUUCUGGUGUGAUCACAUGUCAUUGGUAGUUACCACUAAAGAUACUCAAGAUUUCAUCCGGGAUCUGGAGGAACCUGGAAUUGAUCCCUCAGUAGUGAAACAACAGCAGGAAGCAGCAGAGGCCAUACGGGAAGAAAUAGAUGGACUACAGGAAGAGCUGGAUAUAGUUGUUAACCUGGGCUCUGAACUCAUCGCCGCAUGUGGAGAGCCUGAUAAACCCAUUGUCAAGAAGAGCAUAGAUGAGUUAAAUUCAGCAUGGGAUUCUCUAAAUAAAGCGUGGAAAGACCGGGUGGAGAGACUCGAGGAGGCGAUGCAGGCUGCUGUUCAGUACCAGGAUGGACUGCAGGCAAUAUUCGACUGGGUAGAUAUUGCAGGUGGCAAAUUAGCUUCAAUGUCUCCAAUCGGAACAGAUCUUGAAACUGUGAAGCAGCAGAUUGAAGAGUUAAAGCAAUUUAAGUCAGAGGCCUAUCAACAACAGAUAGAAAUGGAAAGACUGAACCAUCAAGCAGAACUUUUGCUGAAGAAAGUAACAGAAGAAAGUGACAAACACACUGUCCAAGACCCAUUAAUGGAACUGAAAUUGAUAUGGGAUAGUCUGGAUGAGAGAAUUAUUAACCGGCAGCAUAAGCUGGAGGGUGCCCUGUUAGCCCUGGGACAGUUCCAACAUGCUCUCGAUGAGCUGUUGGCGUGGCUGACACACACCGAGGGCUUGCUGAGUGAACAGAAACCUGUUGGAGGUGACCCUAAGGCCAUUGAAAUUGAACUUGCCAAGCAUCAUGUGCUCCAAAAUGAUGUAUUAGCGCAUCAGUCCACAGUGGAAGCUGUUAAUAAAGCAGGAAAUGAUCUAAUUGAAUCAAGUGCAGGAGAAGAAGCAAGCAGCCUUCAGAACAAACUGGAGGUUUUAAAUCAACGCUGGCAAAAUGUUUUGGAAAAAACAGAACAAAGGAAGCAGCAGCUGGAUGGUGCCUUGCGCCAGGCCAAAGGGUUUCAUGGUGAAAUUGAGGAUUUGCAGCAGUGGCUGACUGACACAGAGCGCCAUCUGUUAGCAUCUAAACCCCUGGGAGGUUUGCCAGAAACGGCCAGGGAGCAGCUCAAUGCCCACAUGGAAAUCUGUGCUGCCUUUGAUGUUAAAGAAGAAACGUACAGGAGUCUGAUGCAGAAGGGCCAACAGAUGCUUGCAAGAUGCCCCGAAUCUGCAGAGACAAAUAUUGACCAAGACAUAAAUAACUUGAAAGAAAAAUGGGAAUCGGUGGAAACCAAACUCAAUGAAAGGAAAACUAAACUGGAAGAAGCCCUCAACUUGGCAAUGGAGUUCCACAAUUCUCUCCAAGACUUCAUCAACUGGCUCACCCAGGCUGAACAGACCCUAAAUGUAGCUUCUCGGCCAAGUCUUAUCUUGGACACAGUCUUAUUUCAAAUCGAUGAACAUAAGGUCUUUGCCAAUGAAGUAAAUUCUCACCGUGAGCAGAUAAUAGAGCUGGAUAAAACUGGAACCCACCUGAAAUAUUUUAGCCAGAAACAAGAUGUUGUCCUCAUUAAGAAUCUACUUAUCAGUGUACAAAGUCGAUGGGAAAAAGUGGUUCAACGGUUAGUAGAAAGAGGAAGAUCUUUGGAUGAUGCAAGGAAGAGAGCCAAGCAGUUCCAUGAAGCUUGGAGUAAACUUAUGGAGUGGCUAGAAGAGUCAGAAAAGUCUUUGGAUUCCGAACUGGAAAUCGCCAAUGAUCCAGACAAAAUAAAAACACAGCUCACGCAGCAUAAGGAGUUUCAGAAAUCACUCGGAGCCAAGCAUUCUGUCUACGACACCACCAACAGAACUGGACGUUCUCUGAAGGAGAAAACCUCCCUGGCCGAUGACAUCCUGAAACUGGAUGACAUGCUGAGUGAACUGAGAGACAAAUGGGAUACUAUCUGUGGAAAGUCUGUGGAGAGACAAAACAAAUUGGAGGAAGCUCUGCUGUUUUCCGGACAAUUCACAGAUGCCCUGCAGGCCCUCAUUGAUUGGUUAUACAGAGUUGAGCCCCAGCUGGCAGAAGACCAGCCUGUCCAUGGAGACAUUGAUUUAGUGAUGAAUCUGAUCGAUAACCACAAGGCCUUCCAAAAGGAAUUGGGGAAGAGAACCAGCAGCGUGCAGGCCCUCAAGCGCUCGGCCCGAGAACUCAUAGAAGGCAGCCGAGACGACUCCUCCUGGGUCAAGGUCCAGAUGCAGGAGCUAAGCACACGCUGGGAGACGGUGUGCGCACUUUCGAUAUCAAAGCAAACACGAUUAGAAGCAGCUCUGCGCCAGGCGGAGGAGUUUCACUCAGUGGUGCAUGCCCUCUUGGAGUGGCUGGCUGAGGCCGAGCAAACCCUGCGUUUCCACGGAGUUCUCCCGGACGAUGAGGAUGCUCUUCGGACACUCAUUGAUCAGCAUAAAGAAUUCAUGAAGAAACUGGAAGAAAAACGAGCUGCACUCAAUAAAGCGACCAGCAUGGGGGAUGCCGUUUUGGCUAUCUGCCACCCUGACUCCAUCACCACCAUCAAGCACUGGAUAACGAUCAUCCGGGCCAGGUUCGAGGAGGUGCUGGCCUGGGCGAAGCAACAUCAGCAGAGAUUAGCAAGUGCUCUGGCUGGGCUCAUUGCUAAGCAGGAAUUGUUGGAAGCUUUGCUGACGUGGCUGCAGUGGGCUGAAACGACACUUAGCGAGAAGGACAAAGAAGCCAUCCCCCAGGAAAUUGAAGAGGUGAAAGCCCUCAUUGCAGAACACCAGACUUUCAUGGAAGAAAUGACCAGAAAACAACCUGACGUGGACAAAGUUACCAAGACCUACAAGAGGAGAACAACAGACCCCUCCUCACUGCAGUCCCACAUUCCAGUCUUGGAUAAGGGGCGGGCAGGCAGAAAACGCUUCCCAGCAUCAAGCUUAUAUCCAUCUGGAUCACAAACACAAAUUGAAACCAAGAAUCCCAGGGUCAACUUACUGAUGAGCAAAUGGCAGCAAGUCUGGCUCCUCGCCCUGGAAAGGAGGAGGAAGCUUAACGAUGCCUUGGACAGACUGGAGGAGCUGAGAGAAUUUGCUAACUUUGAUUUUGAUAUCUGGCGCAAAAAAUACAUGCGAUGGAUGAAUCACAAGAAAUCUCGGGUGAUGGACUUUUUCAGGAGAAUUGAUAAAGAUCAGGAUGGGAAAAUAACCCGACAAGAAUUUAUUGAUGGCAUUCUUUCCUCAAAGUUCCCGACCAGUCGCCUGGAGAUGAGCGCAGUGGCAGACAUCUUUGACAGGGACGGCGAUGGGUACAUCGACUACUACGAGUUUGUAGCUGCCCUCCACCCCAACAAAGAUGCAUAUAAACCUGUCACUGAUGCUGACAAGAUCGAAGAUGAGGUGACGAGGCAGGUAGCUAAGUGUAAAUGUGCAAAACGAUUUCAAGUUGAACAGAUUGGAGACAACAAAUACAGGUUCUUCCUGGGAAAUCAGUUUGGAGACUCCCAGCAACUGCGACUCGUUCGGAUCCUGCGAAGUACCGUGAUGGUUCGUGUUGGAGGUGGAUGGAUGGCACUUGAUGAGUUCUUAGUGAAAAAUGAUCCUUGCAGGGUUCAUCAUCAUGGGAGUAAAAUGUUACGUUCGGAAUCAAACUCUUCAAUUACUACUACUCAGCCUACUAUAGCUAAAGGAAGGACGAACAUGGAACUUCGGGAGAAGUUCAUCUUGGCAGAUGGUGCCAGUCAGGGUAUGGCUGCUUUCCGACCCCGGGGCCGAAGAUCACGGCCUUCAUCGAGAGGAGCUUCGCCCAACCGGUCCACAUCCGUAUCCAGUCAGGCUGGCCAGGCGGCCUCUCCACAGGUCCCUGCCACCAGCACACCCAAGAUUCUCCAUCCUUUAACACGCAAUUACGGUAAACCAUGGUUGACAAACAGCAAAAUGUCAACUCCUUGUAAGCCAGCAGAGUGCUCAGACUUUUCCGUGCCAUCUGCAGAGGGAACACCUAUACAAGGCAGCAAGCUUCGACUUCCGGGAUAUUUGUCAGGGAAAGGCUUCCACUCCGGGGAAGACAGUGGCUUGAUAACAACUGCAGCCGCCCGAGUCCGAACACAGUUUGCUGAUCCCAAGAAGACUCCCAGCCGACCAGGCAGCCGAGCUGGAAGCAAGGCCGGGAGCAGGGCCAGCAGCCGCCGUGGCAGUGACGCGUCAGACUUUGACAUUUCAGAAAUCCAGUCCGUGUGCUCAGACGUGGAGACUGUCCCCCAGACACACAGGCCUUCGCCCCGAGCAAGUUCUCGGCCAUCCACAGCCAAGCCUUCCAAAAUCCCCACACCCCAGAGGAAGUCACCUGCCAGUAAAUUGGACAAAUCCUCAAAGAGAUAGUGCAAUUGGUUCCACCAAGGCCCUUCCUUGAGCAUUUAUUAUUUAAGUUUGAAAGAUGUAAAAUACGAUGUAGAAAUUAUUGUGAAAUAUUGCAAGAGGUGAGUUUAAAAUUCUGCAGAUGGCCUUAUUUGUGUAUUUGUCUUUUUAUUUUAUCUGUAUAAUUUUUUUGUCAGAUACUCUGGGGUUAAAGUCACGUCAUGUGUGAGGGGGAGGAUAGAGUUUAACAUGCACUAACAUUUCUGCACUGUGCGUCUCGAGUACACACUAAAAUCAAUUCCUGUACCUGCAGGUAAGUCCACACCCUCUGAUGUAAGCCACAGCCCUCCAUCAGUAACUAACGUUAAGGAUACCUCAUGACUUUCUCUUGCUCUCGUGGACACUUUGAAAUGCAGACAGACACACACAAGGGAUGUAUUUUGAUAUGACUUAAAUAUAAACCAAAAUCUGGGAGGCAAAAAGAUAAACACACCUGCACAGUUCCUCAAGCUGUGUGUGACAGAGAGCUCCCAGGUAGUCGCAGUAAGCACUUGCCGGUGCUCUGAUGUUCAAGAACCUUACACCAUUGCUUUGCCAUUGCUUCACAUGAGGCCAGAGGUGUCCUGAAUGUUAGACCUAUUAUACUGUAAGAAUAUAAUUAUAAAGUGCAUUCAUAUAAAUGUGAGGUUUUCUUUUGCUUGAGUGGACAGUAGCACCUGUAUCAUCAAACUCAUUUUGUAUCAGAGCAAUUUUGCUUGCAGAAAGCUAUGAAAUAAAACAUGUCCCUUAACUACA
This is a messenger RNA of Phyllostomus hastatus (greater spear-nosed bat), 24207 nucleotides long. It is a transcript of the gene DST, whose product is annotated as dystonin. Gene Ontology annotation, cellular component: hemidesmosome; cytoplasm; focal adhesion. NCBI's taxonomy places the organism in Eukaryota, Metazoa, Chordata, Mammalia, Chiroptera, Phyllostomidae. Gene Ontology annotation, biological process: wound healing; skin development; cytoplasmic microtubule organization. The record is from RefSeq and is a predicted model, not a curated record. The transcript is spliced from 96 exons. The coding region runs from base 328 to 23436 and encodes 7702 amino acids. Gene Ontology annotation, molecular function: keratin filament binding; calcium ion binding; microtubule binding.